Sphaeramia orbicularis (orbiculate cardinalfish) is the source of this 3863-nucleotide messenger RNA. It is a transcript of the gene fancb, whose product is annotated as FA complementation group B. NCBI's taxonomy places the organism in Eukaryota, Metazoa, Chordata, Actinopteri, Kurtiformes, Apogonidae. Bases 297 to 2822 code for a protein of 841 amino acids. The transcript has 8 exons. Gene Ontology annotation, cellular component: Fanconi anaemia nuclear complex. The record is from RefSeq and is a predicted model, not a curated record. Gene Ontology annotation, biological process: replication-born double-strand break repair via sister chromatid exchange; interstrand cross-link repair; positive regulation of double-strand break repair via homologous recombination.
AACAGCUAUUACCCAUAAUGCACUUGGUCUAACAGGAAGUGUUUAAUUUCUGUUGGCGCGCCGGUAAAAAAAAAAAAAAAAAAGAAAAAGAAAAAAAAAAAGACAAACAAGUCUGCUUAAUUACACUAAACUGCGCUCUUUCAUGUGGAUUUAGCAAGUAGUCGCCUGUUUGUACACUUUGGUGUCACUUCUGUCGUGAGAGUGACGCUUACAAAUUUAGCAGUAACGUUAACUCCAGCUGUCAGAGAUUUGAAGAAAGGCUCGAGAGUGGAAAGCGGUUGAAGUUUGUUUACUGGAUGAUGGAGAGAUUGCCCUCAGAAGACUGGGUUCAAAAUCCUCAUCGGGUAUCCUCCUGUGGAAGACUAAUCUCGUUUCUCUGCAAACACGCUUCAGCCACAAAUGACAGCGAAAUAAGUGAGUUAAUAUUCUCCAUUCUGUCAUUUAAGAGGGAGGACAGCGCGUUCCUGAAGGCAGCAGAUGGAGAAGCUGUCAUCAGCAGGGCAAGAACGGCACAUGUGGAUAUUGUAAAAUGUAAAUGUGCUUUACAUGUUCAAAAGAGAGUCACCACCCCCUGCAUUCUGGUGACAAAGAGGAGUAAGAAAGCACAGGGCUUCAAGUAUAGUCUACUCACACUGAGCAGCUCAAACCAACUAGAGCCCUGCUUUGAAUUUAAGCUCCCUUAUCAGCUCACUGGUGAUGUGUCUAUUUUCAACGGACCUACAGUGUUAUGGACUCAUGCUGGUUAUGUAUAUUAUACAUCACUGCAGGCAGGAGAGGUUAAACAGAUCCCUAUGCAGUUGUCACACAGUAUUUCUGGAGAACUUCCACUUCACAGGGGGCAGAUAUUCAUUCUUGGUUUGCAAAAUCUCUCAGAAACAUCCACCAGUGACCAGUCCACAAGCCAAACCCUUGGUUAUUUAGUUCAGAAUGGACAGGUUUUUGAUGGUGCAGUGGUUUUACCUUAUCCUUACAUCACCAUCACCCACUGUAUCUUAGUGCUCUCAGCUGAAGAAGUGGACGGCGUGCUGAAAGCUGCUGUAGUUGCAGCAACAUCUAAGCAGCAGCUAAUUUACAUUGAGCAUGGCAUUGUGAAAGAUGUAUGUCACCUCCCUUUUGUGCAACCUGAAGAUAUCCAGGUGGUAGAUACAGGUAGAAGUGGCUGCCUGUUUGUCAUUUCCUUUCAUGAGGGGCAUGUUUGUGCUGUAUGGAAGGAAAAGUUCCAGGUAGCCUCCCACUGGUCAGGUGUCAGCUCUGUCCAUGUAGAUGAUUUCAUGGGAUAUGGAACAGACCAAAUGCUUUUGAUUUUUAAGGAUCCUGAUGUGGAAAGUUCAUCUUUGGGAAGUUUCCUCCUCACCGACCUCUGUGGUAUUUCAUACUCUAGUGGCAUGGGCAAUGGAGCACCAAAUACAUCACCUGUUCUACCUGACAACUAUUUCCUCACUAUUCAAGCCUUGGAGUCCAGACUCCAGAGUGGGUUGACUGUGCUUCAAGAGCUGCAAAGAGAACUGAGAGUAAAGGAAAGAGUUCUACAACAGUCAUUGCAAGCCCUCACUGAUGUGGUCUCAGAAAGAGAACCCAUUAUUACCCAGCAUGAGCAGGAAAGCCUUAUUGCUCUGUGGGACUGUGAUGAUGAGUCAAAGGAUGAGGUGAUGGAUGGCAAAAUGCAAGACAUGCCGGCAGUGUCCACAAAACCUCAAGUUGACAAGUUAUGGCAUCGCAUCACUGAGGACCGAAUGGUUAUCGGAGUGAUAGUAACCACUGACAGACCAGUGGCCGGUGUGAGCUUAUCCAUUCUGACAGAGGUGGGCCAGAGCUCAGUGCCCACAGUCAUCCAGACCCAGAGCCAAGUAUUCUGGCUUCCUAUGACCAGCCCCUCAUCCUCCUCCUCCUCCUCCUCCUUCCCUGCCUCCUCAUUCACAGAGCCUCCAGCCAAAAGAAGCAAGCAGCACAACGCCGGCAGAAACCAUGAUCUCAACACAUGCAGACUGGCUGUGACUGCUGUGACCAGGCUGACACCUCUGUUGAACUCUGGCUGUGUCAAGUGCCAUGUCAUGCUCCAUUACGUCCAGAGACAAGAUGCUUUUGCCCUCAUGAGCAGCCCAACACCGGCUGUCUUGCAUUGUGGUCAGGUUGCUCUAGAUAUACAAAGUGGAUUCCAAACCCAGCUGCUGAGCAAACCUGAACUCAAAUCGGAUGAGGUUAAAGAGGACUUGAUGAGUUUGUUGGUGAUGCUGGAACACUGGACUUUCCGCAUAGAUUCUCCUGAUCACAGCUUAGGUGACAUCGAUAGCUGGAUUCAGAAUAGAGUGGGCUGUAAGAGGGUAGAAGUGAGCCCCGAGUAUCUACUGUUAAAUUCUUCUGGACCAUCUGCUCUCAUGCUGCUCUGCUGGCAUCAGAUAAACCCUUUCCAAGGGGAACUAUCUGUCCACUCCAGUGAAUUACAGAUGCUACAGUUCCUGGACUCUCUGUUGGCCUACCUACCGAUUUCCUGCACGGUGCAGCCUGUCAAAGGUACAAGAGGACAGGAUGAAGUUCAAAUAUUUUCUUUGGCUCUGGAAAAAGAGGUGGUGUCACUCAGAGAGAGUGUGUCAUUGCUGCUAUGUAAAGAAGAAGAUAAUAGGAGAAAGAGCAACGACAAGACCUCUGAACCAGGUUCUGUGGAUAGCCUCCAGAGGUGUAGAGAGGAGUGGCACAGGGAUGUGGAGAGGAGUAAAACUGAGUUGAGCCCUCUGGUGGAUGUGCAGAGAUAUCGUAAGUUGAGUCAAAGCCUGUCCAAAGUCCAGCUGGAAGGAGAUUUGGCAGCUCUCUUGUACACACAGUAAACUUUGUUCAGCUAACAGGCUGCAGUUGUAUUUAUUUUAGAAAACUAAUAGAAGCAGCAUUUUCAUUACAGGAAACAAAAGCUGGUUCUUUAAUUGUUAGUUUGUCAUUCAUCAUGUAUGCCGCUUACAUUUCAGCUGUAGAGAAAGCCAUGCCCCCGCUGCUGAGUUGAUCUCUGAGUGUGUCUGCUCUCAGACAGCCUCUCGGGGUAUAGAGUACAGUGUCUGUGGCUGUGUGGUGCCUCUGCCGAUUUCCACCAGAUCGCCCUCUGGGUUUCACACCCUUAAUCUGAUACUGCUCUCUGCUCAGCUUAUUCUUCUGUUCGUGUCCCCUUAGUCAACCCAUGAUCAGAAACGCUCUUUAAUGUUUGCAGCUCCUGCUGAUUUGAGCUGUUCAUUAGGAGACAGGGACCGUUCUGAUCCGCAUUUAAGAAACCAUUUAUAGUAUGAAUAAAGACAUGAGGAUGGCAGGGCAAGGGACUACACAUCUGCACAGCGGGUGUAACUAAAGGCUUUUAGCACUGCUCUCCUCUCAUGGUUCAGCUGUUUUGCUGUGAAAGAUGUAAAGGGAAAAACCUUGGAUGUGUUUCCUCUCUAAAGCUGAACAGAACAGUUGAACAAAAUGCCACUCAUUCAAGUGAACAUCAAACUUUACUUAAAAGGACCAAAAAUCUUUGCCGGAUACAUGAGGUCUGUUGCGGCUUGACUAGUAGCGGCUGUUGCAAAGAGUUUUUGUCUCUCCCACUGGGGUUGAAAAAUGGAGUGUGCAUUUUGUUAGCCAGAGGUCUGGGAGCAACUCCAUCUGUUUGUGCUUGUCAUUCUGAGGAGAGAUAAACUCCCCCCUUUCACACCUUUAAUAUCCCUGCUUCAUUGCACAUAACAGCUUCCGGUGAGAUGCCCGUAAACAGUGCAGAAGCUUAAUUACUUCAGUGAUGACUGCUCCCCAACAUGCUACUAAAUAAUCCUGUGAGUUCAGAAUAUGUUGUAAAAUCACAAGAUUCUAUGUUGUCAUGUUCAAAAAUAAAGAUAUCUUCACAUAUUCCA